CUGAACGCUGACCAAGAACACUAAACAAUGAUGAAUUAGGAGACAUGGAAGGCACAGAUUAACAUAUCACAAAUCGCUAGACUUCACUCGAAUGUUUACAAGUCUCAUCCAUGGUCCGCAACUGCCCUAAAGCGCCAGCUUGAGGAAAGCAACACCUGGCCAGACAGCCGCAGUAGACCUGCGCGUCAUUCGCAAUUGCCUUACACGUUAUUUGCAUGCGCGAUUGAGGAAUCUUUCAACUCGUCAACAUGUCGAAUCUCAAUCCGGAGACAGCCUCGGUCCUUACGCAUACGACAUCGAGGACAGCAUCUGGUGGCCGCGCACCGCAGUUUACAUUGGAGACCUUCUCGAGUAAAGACUUCAUCGUGAAGGACUUCAUCGAAGAACUCUCCGAUAGCGCCGUACCUGGUUCUCGAAAGUCAGUACCAGCCUCCAGUCAGCAGGCGUUCGACCCAAAGCCCCUGAUCCGCACCUUCGAGCAUGCCCUGAACCGUCUGAACAGUCAGUCCGAGGACCUGGAAGAGAGGGAGAAUGAGCUGUCAGGAGCCGUCAGACGUGCUGAGGCUCAACACAACCAGAAUGUUGAGUCCCUAGGGCGGAGGCUCGAGCAGGCCAUCGAUCGCUUCCAAAGGCUAGACAGCUCGCUCAAUGGCGGUGAUGAUGGAGGGUCGGAUUCCGGAGGCAACAUCGCCAUGCGCAUCGGAGAGAGGCUGGAAGAGCUGGAUCGCCAGCGCAAGAGGGCCAUGGACGCCAAGUUCCUGAUCGAAUGCUGGCAAGAGGUCAGUGAGCGAGGUGAGCUCAACAUUUUGGAAGACCAUCGCAGAAGUGGUGGCAUUGUGCGUUGCGCCGAGAUCGCACGCCAGCUGCUGAGGAUCAGCGCACGUCUUGACCCCGAGAAUAACCAACGUGCCAACGGUGUGGAACUGAACGGCAACAAGAGGAAGACUAUGGCACAGCAGAAACACAACACCAGAGAGGUCAUCGAGAAGUUCCUGGAGAACUUGGAGCAAGAUUUGCUCAGCAAGUUCGACGAGUGCUACAGAAGGCCGAAUUACGAUGGCAUGCGCGACUGCGCAGUUGCACUGAGAGGCUUCAGUGAUGGAUCCAGUGUCAUUGCGACUUACAUCAGCCAGCAUUCAUUCUUUAUCGACCGCCAUCAGCUUGUCUCAGAGGAGCUUGCGCUGAACGACGAGGCAUGGGAUGCCCUUCAAGAUCCGGAUAUGGAACCGCCAUCUGUUGAGCCUACAUUACAGUCCUUGAUUGAUGAGGUCAGAAUUGUCGUGCAAGAAGAGUCUGCGAUUAUCAAGCGAGCGUUCCCUUACUAUGAAGAGGUACUCAUCAGAUUCGUCGAGCGCAUUUUCCAGCAGUCGAUACAGCAGCGGCUUGAGAUGGUGUUGGACAAAGCAAACGAUCUAUCAAGUCUCGCGUUCUUGCGUGCGUUGGCAGCAUCAAGAGCGUACAUCACACAACUUGUUGAAGAUCUGAAAGCACAUGGGUUGACAGAACACCCUGAGCCUGUUACAUCACAGGUCGCGGCUACCUUAGAUCAGCAACUUGAGGAGCUCUUCUCUCGAUACUUUAUUGGAUCGUCAUACAUCGAGCGAGAAAAGAAGAAUUUAGAAGAGUUGUACUCGUCCCUUCUUCUCAAGUUCACAAUUUACCACUCCCGCCGGAGAAAGAUGCCCACGUCAUACUUCGGGUCAUUGGCGCAACGAGGUAAAGAGCUUGCAUCCUCUGCGCGAGAUGCGUACAUGGACCGAUUAGAAAGUACGGACUUGCCUGCCAGUCAAAAAGCGACUCUUCUUCGAAUUGCUGGUGUAAAAGACGAUCAGCAAGACAAAAAGGACAUCGAGGUGACAGAUGAGGAUGGAAGGUUGUCUUUGGCAACCGCGAAGCGUAUGCUGAAGUGGUUGGCUGAAGGUGUCGGACGCGGGUUGGAGUUGUCACCAGGCAACGAGACGCCCAAGGACGUGCAAAACCUGCUGAAUCUGUUAUUGCAGCAGAUGGGUGAGAUUUACCUUGAGACCGCUCUUGACGCUGCCUCCGAUCACGCUGCUUCACAAGAGAACUCGAAGACACCACCGGAUCUCGUCCACCUUUCAUCACUCCACGUUAUAACCACGAUCCUACAUCUCCUUCAGCAAACCAUUACCACAAUCUUGCUUCCGCUCUGCACGCCAAAUCUGACAAUUCGACGUGAAAUCGAAAAGUCGACCAAUACUACAAUGGCAACACUGGAAGCAAAACUGUCCAACAUCCUGAACCUCACCCUGACAGCAUCACUCAACUGGGUGAGCAGAUGUCUAGCACAGCAGAAGAAGACCGACUUCCGACCCAAAGACGAUGCAGACCUCAUGGUCACAAGCGAGACAGCAGCCUGCCGCGAAGUCGCCGCUUUCCUCACUCGCGUCGCCCAACAAGCGAGCGGUGCACUCUCUGGUCGUAACUUGUCGCUCUUCCUUGCAGAGCUCGCUCGUGGCCUGCGUGCGCUCGUCUUGGCGAACUUGCUCAAGUUCACUGUGUCUCAGGUCGGUGGACUUAGUGUGUCGAAGGACAUGAACCGGUACGGAGAGCUUGUACGGGGUUGGCCCACUGGUGAUGAGUUGGAGCCGGGCGCUAUGGAUGUGCUGAGUGGUGUGAGCACACUGUUCAUUAUCGGGCCGGAGGCUCUGAGAGAUAGGGUAAGAGGUGCGGGACAAGAUGCUCAAGAGUUGAAGUUGUUCAUCGGUAGAAGAGAGGACGUGAGUAGUGUUGGCGUGCAGAGUGUGCUCAACGGAAUGUAACCUGAAGAGGAGGUACAUCGUCAGAUGCAACGAUGUCUUUGCCAUGCCAUACCCAAGCGAUUUAUAAAGUCUCUUAACUCUCCAACUAACUCUCCAAC
Messenger RNA from Macroventuria anomochaeta, 2881 nucleotides. RefSeq names its product exocyst complex component Sec10. The record is from RefSeq and is a predicted model, not a curated record. The transcript has 3 exons. The coding region runs from base 249 to 2783 and encodes 844 amino acids. NCBI's taxonomy places the organism in Eukaryota, Fungi, Ascomycota, Dothideomycetes, Pleosporales, Didymellaceae. Gene Ontology annotation, cellular component: exocyst; cytoplasm. Gene Ontology annotation, biological process: Golgi to plasma membrane transport; exocytosis.